CCCUCCCCUGCUCGCCUUCGCCUCCCGAAGCGCAGUCGGUCUUACUCCCGGGCAGGCAGGGUUGGCUGCACGCAGCCCAGGCGCCUCGGCAGUCGGCAUGUGAAGCGCGUCCUUGGCCGACGGGAUGUUCUCCGCCAACGGGACCCGGAGCGGCGCCGGCAGCGACCUGGAGCCGGGCCCGGGGCAGCAGCAGCAGCAGCGGGAGGCGUCGGAGGAGGAGGAGAGGGGAGCGGGGCUCUCGCCCUUCAGCGCCGGGACCUACGAGCUGCUGGCCCUGCUGGUGGCCGCCAUCGGCCUGCUGGGCUUGUGCAACAACCUGCUGGUGCUGGUGCUCUACGCCAAGUUCAAGCGGCUCCGGACGCCGACGCACCUCUUCCUGGUCAACAUCAGCCUCAGCGACCUGCUGGUCUCCCUCUUCGGGGUCAGCUUCACCUUCGGCUCCUGCCUCCGGCACCGCUGGGUCUGGGACGCCGCCGGGUGCGUCUGGGACGGCUUCAGCAACAGCCUUUUCGGAAUUGUUUCUAUCAUGACACUCACCGUUCUGGCCUACGAACGUUACAUCAGAGUUGUGCAUGCAAGAGUGAUUGAUUUCUCAUGGUCUUGGCGGGCAAUCACAUACAUCUGGCUCUAUUCCUUAGCCUGGACAGGGGCACCUCUCCUUGGCUGGAACCAUUACACACUAGAAAUACAUGGAUUAGGUUGUUCGGUGGACUGGCAGUCGAAAGAGCCCAGCGAUUCCUCCUUUGUUCUAUUUUUCUUUCUUGGUUGUCUAGCAGCCCCAGUUGGAAUCAUGGCUUACUGCUAUGGGCAUAUUCUUCAUGCAAUACGAAUGCUUCGAUGUGUUGAAGACUUGCAAUCUAUCCAAGUGAUCAAGAUCCUAAGAUAUGAGAAGAAAGUGGCUAAAAUGUGUUUUUUAAUGGUCACAACUUUUCUAAUUUGUUGGAUGCCUUAUGCUGUGGUCUCUCUACUAAUAGCCUAUGGGUAUGGUCACCUUAUAACUCCAACAGUAGCCAUUAUCCCAUCCUUCUUUGCCAAAUCAAGCACUGCCUACAAUCCAGUUAUCUACAUUUUCAUGAGCAGAAAGUUUCGCCGAUGCCUUGUGCAGCUUUUUUGUGUGCAAUUCCUGAGAUUCAAGAGGACCUUGAAAGAGCAACCGGCCAUCGAGAGCAACAAACCUAUCAGGCCUAUUGUCAUGUCCCAGAAGGUAGGGGACAGGCCAAAGAAGAAAGUGACUUUUAGCUCUUCCUCAAUCAUUUUCAUAAUCACCAGCGAUGACACAGAGCAAAUAGAUGUCAGUACCAAAUGUUCUGACACAAAAAUAAAUGUGAUCCAGGUGAAGCCACUAUAGCUGUUGGGAUUUGAGUGGACUUCUGGUAACACAGCUGUUUCUGUUUAAAAACUAUUUUUAUGUGACAUUUAAGAAAGCAGACACCUCUGAAAUCUCAAAUAUGGAACCAUUACAGGUGUUUAUUCUGUAGGCUCACUUCCUAGGAAGGAAGUCCUAUUAGGACUCAGUAGUGACACUGGGUGGGUGCAGUGGGAAUAGACUGUACUGGCUGACACCAUGAGAUCUGGAUGAGCCUGGUGGGGUGGUCGCUCAACAUCUGCCUCAAGAACCCCUGGCCACCUCCCUCCACUGUGGCCCCCAAGGUUGCUGGCUGGGCAGGGAAGAAAGGCUGUGGCGGGAGGAUGGGGAUAGCACAGGGCAAGGCAGAGGAAGGGGAGGAACACAAGUAGUCAUGUGACAGGCAACUGGGGUGAAACCAGGGGAAGUGGCAAGGCAGACAAGAUGAGGAAAGUAGAGGUCUAGCUCUCAUCCCACCUUCUACCACGUUUUCUCUCACCAUCAGAGUCUGUCCCUGAGCUCUGUAUCCCAAAUUUGGGAGGAGCACCUGACACCUGGGUUAACCCUCCCUUUUUUGGCCUGUGGGGGUUCUCAGGUGUCCCAGUCCAGGUCCCCUCCUGCCUUUGCUGAAAAGAUGAGGCAACCAAGACUGGAUCUCUUCUACCGCUGAAGAUUCCUAUUCAUUGGGGCUGCAGGGUGGCUGCUUGGCUAGGGGGAUUGACACGGUAAGUUAAUGCACUAGGAUGACAUCAACCCUAGUGACAUUACUGGCGAGACUUACUUCUCACUACACACAUACAGAAUUGAAGUGAUAGAAGCUCUGUAAUACUAUGCUGACUGCUGUAACAGAAUUGAAAUGAUGAUAUUUGCUUGCUUUUUUUAUACUUGAGAUAUUUAUUUUACCAUAUCAUGUUUUGAUCACCUAGCACCUUCUGCAUUGUAGCUGUACCAGGGAAUAAAAGCAGCUUCUCGAGGCCAUAAUUUCUUCAGCAGAACUUCACUGAUUUUUUUUUCUAGAGCAACCUUUUGCGUAAUAUUUUAACACAAAAUGAUAUCAUUCUGUGCUCCCUCAGGCCGGUAUACCUGCUACGUGAAAUAUGUGCCUUGCAUUCACUGUGGGGAUGUACACUGUGAUGACGUUUGUAGCCCAAGCUAGUGACUCAUGUAUAAACAGAAGCCAUCUCAAAACAAAGGAAAUUGGUUCUUGUACAAAAUUGCA
Anolis carolinensis (green anole) is the source of this 2564-nucleotide messenger RNA. It is a transcript of the gene opn3, whose product is annotated as opsin 3. The record is from RefSeq and is a predicted model, not a curated record. Gene Ontology annotation, cellular component: photoreceptor outer segment; plasma membrane. NCBI's taxonomy places the organism in Eukaryota, Metazoa, Chordata, Lepidosauria, Squamata, Anolidae. Gene Ontology annotation, molecular function: G protein-coupled photoreceptor activity. Bases 125 to 1348 code for a protein of 407 amino acids. Gene Ontology annotation, biological process: cellular response to light stimulus; G protein-coupled receptor signaling pathway; phototransduction. The transcript is spliced from 4 exons.